CUCAAACGGGAGAAUUGUCAGCAUCUGCCCACUAAAAUCGUACAUGUUAGGUAUUCUUUUUUCACCACUAGCGUCGCUAAUGUUCCUUUUGUACUGACGUGAAUAUAGCAUCGUAAAUACAUGUGAAGUGAGCCAGUAAAUAUCUUAACCGCAAUUUUUGUAAGUAAAUAAUAACAAAUGUGUCUAAAAAUCUCGUAAAAUAUUUUUAAUAAUUUUGUAAGUUCUAUUUUUAUAAAAAAAUAAAAAAUGGGCAGAGUGUGUGCCGUUAAAAAUUGUAAUAGUGGAAGUGCGGCUGAUAAAAAACGACGGAGUGAAUUAAAUUUAAAAAGCCCAGGAUUUUUUAAGGUACCACAAUGUCCAUUGAAACGUCAGCAGCGGAUAGACUCGUUAACAACAGAAUUAAACGACCGUCAGUAUGUUUGUGAUUUGCAUUUUCAAAAUGAUGCAAUUCAAAAUUCCUAUCUCACAAAUUUACCAAACGGUGAAGUAAACAAAAUUGUAAAAGGUAGAAUAACUCGUAUGCCAGGAUCAGUUCCACUGAUUGUCAAUGUCAAACAAUCUUCAAUUAUUGGUGACUGUAAAAUCCAAGCUUUGAAUGAGUCAUCAAAGAUGCGUCAAUUAAUUCAUGAGCAACAUGAACAAAACCUGCAGUUUCAAGCUAUUGGAGAACACCAGGGUCAAUUGUUGUAUGAGAUAUCAGAGAAACCUAAAUCACUACAUGAGAAACAUAAACAAAACCAAGAGCAACACGUAAUUGAAGAGGACCGAGAUAAAUCGUUGAAUAAGACAUCGGAGAAGCUUGAAUCACUACAUGAACAAGAUCAUCAUCAGCAGCAGCAGCAGCAAGUUAUUGAAGAACACCAGGACCAAUUUUCAAAUGAAACAUUUGAGAAGCCUAAGUCAGUAAUUGAACAAGAUCAGCAGCAGCAAGUAAUUGAAGAACAAUUUAACUUCGAUGACAUGAGAACAGAAAACCAGGAACAAUCGUAUCACAAGAAUCAAGAAAAUGAACAAAUCAAUAACAUUCUACCGCAAUAUAGAUUACCAGUGAAACGGAAAUUAAAAUAUCCUGAUGAAAAUGAGACAUUGAAGCGUCAAAAAUAUUCUGAGCAUGAUAUUGAUAUUAACCGUCAAAUAAAUUUUGAUAAUGAUACUGAAAUUAUGGCCAUCAUUAUUGAACUGAACAAGUUGUUUCCAAUUGGUUGGAGCUUUUUACCUGGUAUUAAUCAAUUAAUAGCGAUUCAGUUUGAUCGUAUUAAAUUUAAAGAAAGAGUACGGUUGGUCCUAAAUGACGAUCAUUUUGUAUCGGUUACAUUUUUAGAAAAUUAUAAAAAAAAAAUUGAUAGACAAAUAAAAUCAGUCAAUGAUUUAAUUGAGUGUUUAAAAUCUAUGGAACAAAAAAAAUUAUGCACUGGAACUGGAUAUGACAAAAAAAGUUAUUCAUUAAAAUGUUAUGCUGACGUGACUGACAAAUACAAACGUUGUCAAGCUUGUCCGAGAUGUCAAGAAUGUCAAAAACUACGUUUAAAUUUACAAAAAGUAGAAAAAAGUCGAAUCCUUAAUACUGAGAACAAAAUAAAAAGAAAAACUUCUAAAGCUACCAAUUUAGGACUCUAUAAAAAAACAAAACGUAUUCAACAACAGCUGCAAUUAUCUACGUUAAAAUUACGUAGUAUUCAGAAAAACAAAAACUGUGUAUGAAGGCCAAUUUAAUAAAAAACUUUCUUUGCUAC
This is a messenger RNA of Microplitis demolitor, 1733 nucleotides long. RefSeq names its product putative mediator of RNA polymerase II transcription subunit 26. The record is from RefSeq and is a predicted model, not a curated record. Bases 247 to 1701 code for a protein of 484 amino acids. Lineage: Eukaryota; Metazoa; Arthropoda; Insecta; Hymenoptera; Braconidae. The transcript has 6 exons.